UCUCUCCAUCUCUUUCUCUCUCUUCUCUCUCAUUACUCUAUCUCGUCUCUUUCUUUCUUUUUUCUUUUUGGUAUAAGAUCAAAUGAUGAUUUUCAGGAGGAAGAAGAACACUUAGUUGCAGCAGAAGAAGCAAUAUUCUAGAGAGAAGGGUUUUCUUGAGGUAGCAACGGAAGGAGGAGAAGAGUUUCAAGAAGAAGAAGUGUGGUCAGUUUUGAGAGAAAAAGAAACUCCAGGUCCUGGAAUGAAAAUGUCCAAAAGUAACAACAAUCUCUUCUCAGCCUCAUCUUCGUCUUCUGCACGGUACAUUCCUAAGGGCAACGAGGUCGUCUCAGCAGGAGGGGCAAAACAGUCUUCUGCUCCAAUGAAUAUUCCUGACUGGCCCAAGCUUUAUGGGUAUCCAAAGAAGAACACAAACAGCCACUUGCAUUCGUGGGGCACUGAAGACGAUGAUGAAGGCUCAAUGGUUCCUCCUCAUGAAUUGGUAGCAAGAAGACUCGCAAGAACGCAGAUCUCAUCUUUCUCAAUGUGUGAAGGAAUCGGAAGAACACUCAAAGGAAGAGAUCUCAGCAAAACAAGAAACGCUGUCCUAACCAGAACUGGUUUCUUGGAAUCCAAUAUCACAUCUUCAUCAACAUCACCACCACCACCAUAGUUGUGGCAUGGCGUGGAAGCAUAUGGGGGAUGAAUGAUCAAUAUCACAUUCACACAUAGAGCCCUCUUUUACCACCACCAUACCAUAUCGUUAUCAUGAAAAAACCCUAAAACUUUAUGGUAUCCACAUGAUUUUUAUUUAAAUAUCAAUGUUAUUGUCGUUUUCACCAUGUAGGGAAUCAUGACACUACCAAUAUGGUUGAGUUCUCUUUCUUUUUUUGUUGUUGUUAGGUUUUUGGAUUUUUUAGAUAAGUAUGAUGACGAUGAGGAUGACUUGUCAAUCCCAUGCAUGGGACCCAUAUCAUUUUUCUUAUGUUGUGUUUGUA
Molecule: messenger RNA, 977 nt
Organism: Camelina sativa (false flax)
Lineage: Eukaryota; Viridiplantae; Streptophyta; Magnoliopsida; Brassicales; Brassicaceae
Source: RefSeq, a predicted model, not a curated record